GCAGCAGCGCGGUGCCUCACUGGAACGUGCGUGCGGCCGUAACCCCGGCGACCCCGUUACGGACGGGACCGGUCGGUACCCGCGGGAGACGCGCUGCCCCCUUUGUAGGAACAGCGACCGCGUCCCUAGAACGACCAGCCCCCCGAACAGGGGCAGCCUCAGCGCCGCCGCCCCCGCCGCCGUCGGACUCGACGGUCGACGCGAAGGACCGCGCCGAGCUCGCGCGGCAGCCGCCCCCGAGGGCCGGCCCGCGCGGGCGUCGGGCCUACGGUAAGUACAGAGGCGCGGCCGCCGAGCGGUUGACGCACGAUGCAGCACGAAAUUACAUUAGGAGGCGACGCGCCGCGGUCCAUGUUAGCUGGAUUGCGCUUGCAGGUCGAGGCGCUAGAAGCCCUGGGCCAGACCUCGGCCGGCGGCGUCGACCCGCGGGUCGCGCGCGAAUGCGCGCGACGCUUACAAGCAUUGGCAAAUAGAUCUGAUACGCACCCCCACAAUAAAGAUAGAAGGAGUACCUUCGGCCGGCAAGGGAGCGAGUCUGAGGUGUCCCUCGACGACAAACGGACACUGUUAUCCCGAGGCAACUCGAAACAGUCCGUAGAAUCGACCGCGUCCAAUAGAUCACGAAGAUCAGAUCGAUCGCCCCAUGAUGCCACACCACAUAACGACGAGGCCAAGUCCGAGCCGGGGAGUGAAGGUAUGCUCUCACCAGGUGAAAAGCCGAGCAUGCGAACGUCGCUCGAAAGUCGUUUAGAUCUGUUCAACACCGUACUAGCCACACACGCACGAAAAGAAAACGAGUCCAAGAAGGUCCAGGCCGAACUCACGGGCGACGGGGAACCGAACGCCUGCACGAUCGAUCCCCAGUCACCCUUUAGAAUUGGCUGGGACCUCACCACGGCCAUCUUUUUAGUAUAUGUGGCCUUCUGGGAGCCCUUCAACCUCGGAUAUGUGGGCGAGUGCGCGCGCUUGGACAUCAGCCACGCGGUCUUCAACAAGAUGGCGCGCCGCGGCGUCCGGACGCCUUCACAAUGACACUCACGCCAUCCCCCCGCGCAGAUGGACGCCUUCUUCCUCGUCGACCUCUUCGUGAACUUCAACACGGGCUUCGUGACGGCCGACGGGGAAGUAGUGAUGUGUCCUCGAAGAUCAGUGAAGAACUACCUGUGGACGUGGUUCCCGAUCGACUUCGUAUCUAGUAUCAGUCCGGUGCUCGAUUACUUCAUCUGGUGGGCGGCGCGGGGCACCAUCGUCAUGCCGGGCAAGGGCUUCAAUGGACUCAGUGGACCGCCGUCGACGUGCGACGGCGGCGCGAACGGCCUCGCGAUGGCUCGGUUGUUAAAGAUCGGCCGCAUCUUCAAGAUUUUCAAGGUCCUCAGAAUUGCGAAAUUAGUAAAAAUGGGCAACGACAGCGCUGACUCAGUGUCUGUUUCUCACGUUUUCCGACCUUCAACGUUGGGAAGAUGGCGUCUCCGUGGUCUCCCGCGGCCGUGUCGCGACGGUGUCGGUGCCACGCAGGCGCCAUCGCCGAGUUCAUCGACGACUUCCUCAUGUCGUCGGCCUCGAAAACGGCGAUGAAGCUGAUCAAUAUCGUCGCAUUUACCGCUGUUUUCGCGCACUUUAUGAGCUGCUUCUUUGCGGCCUGUGGCCUACAUGCGUGGGAGGCCUACAACCCGUUAGAAGGUACGUCACUCGCUGAAAGUGAGUAUGACCUGGAGCUCGACCAAGCCGGGGAGGAGAAUCGUCACAGAGCAAGGGGCCCGGCGGGCGACUGGACGCGGCUGCGACAGUACUUGGUUGGCUUGUACUGGGCCAUCACCACCAUCUCCACCGUAGGAUAUGGCGACUUCGUGCCAGUGACGGACAAGGAGCGCGCCUACGCCAUAUUAGCGAUGUUCAUCGGCUCGGGCUUCUACGGAUAUGUGGUGGCCCAAGCGGCGAACAUCAUCUCCAACUCCGACGCGGACCGGGCGAAGUACUACGAGAAGAUGGAUUCCGUACAGGUCCGGCUCGGUGUCUUGUAUCUUGAAUUUGGGGGUCUGUGGCGCCUUCACUUCACUGAUGCGACUCGUAUCAUGUUGUGGGUGGUCUCUGGUCCGAGUUUGGGGCCAUUCGGACCGCGUCGGGACCGUUUCCAGUGAACGAGUCGCGACGCGGUCCGAACCGGCCCAAAUUCGGACCAGAGACCACCCAUCGCCUUCUCUGAUGGAGACGAGUCGCGUCGACCAUCAGAUAAUCACGUUUCGACGCGACGCGCCGCGCAGGUGUGGAUGAAGCACCACAGGUUUCCCAGUCGCAUCCGGAGGCAGAUCCGCAUGUAUUAUAGAGCUUACUACUCCCAGCGGCUUUGUAUCGACGAGCAGGAUUUGAUGUCGGAUUUGAAUCCGGCGCUGAAGCAGACGAUUGCGGAGUUUUUGUUACAUGAGUUGGUCGUGACGCACCCGAUCUUCGCGAAACUCCCGGAAGGUUUGAUGUCGAAGUUCAUUACCUUGGUGAGGCAAACUAGAGCUAAACUCGGCGACGAGAUCGUCGUGCAAGGGGAAGAGUCGAGGUCCAUGUUCGUCAUCAGCAAGGGUUUAGCUGAAGUGUCUAUAAUUGAUUGGGACGCUAGAACAGUGAGCAAAGCGCCAUUGCCCGAGGGCGAGUCCUUUGGGGAAUUAUGUGCUCUGAACAUGAUCUUCGUGAGCGACAUCACCGUCGUCGCGAAGACGGAACAAUUGGAACUUUUUGUCAUCAACCUCGAGGACAUGGUGCGAUCGCGGCGUUUUGAGGUGUUGCGGCGCCUUCACGCCAUCGAGGCGACUCGUGUCCAUCAGACGAGGCCGGGGGUGGUCUCAAUUUCGAUGUUGAGGCCGUUCGGACCACGUCGGGGCCGUCGCGGCGUGUCGGAGAGAGAGCGGUCGGGGCGACGGCGUGAGGUGGCUCGCACCGACGCGGUCGCCGCGAAGGCGUCGGCGCGAUGCCGCAUGAGAGUCUACACGCCUCGGGAGUGCACAGAGGCAGUUUCGUGACGCCGCCGUUCCGCGCAGGGCAUCGCGCUCGGUAAACUGGAGACCGAGGACCAGGAGUCCUUCGCGUCGAUCAAGGAGGCCGCGGCGAAAUUGCACGCGCGGCAGAUGGCGCGGUGGCGGCGGAAGCCCGAGCCGCUGCCGCCGCCCGGUGUGGACGACGACCGUUUGGCGACGAUCCCGGGGUCGACGCCGGCGACGCCCAACACGUCAAGAGGUGAGAUCGAGCUCGUGGUUCCCGACGACCAGUCGCCUUUGUCGUCGCUCGUCGAGCGGCGGUCGCUGGAGGACUUCCCCGGCAACCCAUGAAAGUACCCUUACCCCUGUGACUGCUAAGAACAU
This is a messenger RNA of Pelagomonas calceolata, 3347 nucleotides long. The record is from the annotation of a GenBank genome assembly. Lineage: Eukaryota; Pelagophyceae; Pelagomonadales; Pelagomonadaceae.